AUGCAGUUACCAUCGUCCAUACUUGAUGAGCAUGGUAUACUACAUCUGGAAACCCCAUACAUUCCUGUUCUUACACGCAGCGGUUAUGAGUUCCUUGUCGCCUUCUUCGCUAUCCGGGCCAUUGGUGGUGCCUGUAUUCCGUUCGGCUCUGGAAUCCUUCCAGAAGAAGCAUCUCAUUUCCUGUCAAUCACAAAGGCCACCUGCAUCCUGGUUGGUAGCAAUGAUUGUAUUAAGAGGGCUGUGAAGAUAGCUGCAUUUAUUAAUAGCCAAGGCGGAACCGCCUUUACACUACCCAUCUCUCAUGAUGCUGAACCCAUCCGGGCCUCCAAUGUCGAUAUUGAUGAAGGCGUUCAACUUGCACCAGAUGGCCCAGGCAUGGUUCUCUUCACGUCUGGAACCACUGGUCUGCCUAAAGGUGCGAUUCUUCCGAGAAACUGCUUCACCAACGUGAGUCUUGCGAAGCCAGGAGAAGCCUGUAUCAACUAUCGUCCAGGGCAUUGGAUCGGCGGGGCGCGAACUCUGAUCAUGCCCAUGCUAUCUGGAAAGGAGCUUUACACAUUCGGAGAAAAAGGCAGUGCGAAGGAAGUUCUAAACGCGUUCAGAACGCAUCGCAUUACACAAGCCGCCUUCACACCAACAUUAUUAAGAAACAUGAGGGAGCUGCUAAUAAACUCUGACGGGCAAGUUCCCAAUGAGAAACGCGGCGAAUAUGCCAGCUGGUUCAAGGCACUUGAUGGGCUAAAGUGCUCUGCGGGGAUGAUCGAUCACUCAACUUUGAAGUUCUGGACUGAAUUAACUGGUUUGCACAUGUAUAUUGGCUACAGUGCAACGGAAUUGGGCGGUCUAACCAUCGCCACGAGAGAUCCCUCUCUCAUUGGAUCUCCAAUCCCUAAUAUCAAGGUGAAACUUUCAGAAGGUAACACCGGCGAAAUACUGGUGAAGAGUCCAUUCAUGCUCAUUGGCUACGUUGGCGAGGAUGACUUAACACGCGCUGCGUUUGAUGAAGAGGGAUACUAUAAAACCGGCGAUCUUGCUGAGCUAAGAGAUGGCCAAUAUUAUUUUACGGGUCGAAAAAACCAUGAUUUUGCCUUUUUCCGUUUCUUUCGCAUUCCAUUACAGAAAGUGGAACAAAGCUUACUAGAUCUACCUUACAUCUCAGAAGCAUGUGUCCUUGCGAUUCCAGAUCACGAAGCAAAAGAACUUUGCGCAGCUGCUAUUCGCCUUGAUGCAACGAGUGGUGUACCAGCGUCUGAGAUUACCCUGGCUCGCAUCCGGUCGGACCUCAUGCAGAGCCUGCCCAUGUAUAUGCUUCCCGCUAUUCUCCGAAUACUGGAAGACGGAGAGGACAUUCCACGUAAUAUUUCAGGCAAGGUUGUCAAGGCAGCUGUUCGCAGGGAGCUUUUUGCGACAACAGACUGGUGGCCGCAUAGCAACCCGCCACCAGAGGUUGAGUAUUGGGGUAACAUGCCCCCAAUAUUCGAGGCAGCUACCCGACCAUGGGAUUGGUGUGGUGUGCAAAGAGCCGAUUGA
Messenger RNA from Trichoderma breve, 1530 nucleotides. Its product is annotated as AMP-binding enzyme domain-containing protein. The record is from RefSeq and is a predicted model, not a curated record. Gene Ontology annotation, molecular function: medium-chain fatty acid-CoA ligase activity. Lineage: Eukaryota; Fungi; Ascomycota; Sordariomycetes; Hypocreales; Hypocreaceae. The coding region runs from base 1 to 1530 and encodes 509 amino acids. The transcript is spliced from 5 exons. Gene Ontology annotation, biological process: fatty acid metabolic process.